This is a messenger RNA of Fusarium verticillioides 7600, 663 nucleotides long. RefSeq lists its product as hypothetical. The coding region runs from base 1 to 663 and encodes 220 amino acids. The record is from RefSeq and is a predicted model, not a curated record. The transcript has a single exon. NCBI's taxonomy places the organism in Eukaryota, Fungi, Ascomycota, Sordariomycetes, Hypocreales, Nectriaceae.
AUGGGAGGCUUGACACUGACGAAUCGAUUCAAGAUCUAUGAAACAGCGCCACCUGAAGGGAGAAAUAAGUUCAGAUACACACACGACGUGCCAGUCCCGCGAGGACAGCCCCUACAGAUCAAAGAACUUACGAUUUCACAUCUCGCCAACUACAAUGACAGCAGACUUGUUAGGUCCCGCGCUUGGACGCGGCUUCUCCGUUUGCCAACCCUCAUCGAUCUGAAAUUGCUCUUUGGAGAAAACCGUAUGCGUGAGGGGACCCUCCUUUCUACCACUAAGUACGACUUCCUCAACGUUCUGCCGUUAAUGUGGUUUAGCCUUUUUAAAGUCCGGGAAUUUGCUGUAGUCCAGAAACUACAAGUAUUAUCUCUAUCCUACACCAACUACUGGGGACAGUGCCCAAGAGUGGACCUCGCCCAAUUGGGCGACUUGCCAGCCCUCAAAGUGCUGGCUCUUGGGCGGUAUGUCUUUACUGAUAAGGAUCAAACAGACUGGAUCGCAUCUCUGGGGAGGAAUAACAAGAGCGGCGGACUGGAAGAGCUUUAUCUCGAUGAUUGCUGUGUCUUAUUUCAGGCCAAGCAGUAUGUGGAUUUGACAUCAGUUUUGGACACUAUCCUAGACCAGAACACCCCUAUGGAAACAGUCUUGUAUAGCAGAAGAUGA